GGCCGAGACACCGCCGCGGAACCGAGGCGGAACCGCCGUCCGUGUCCCCAGCGGUCCCGCCCAGUGCUGGACAGGGCCUGCCAGGUGUUAUCAUUAAGACUGGGAGUUGGACUUGUAUCUUUUCCCAUAGAGAGCUUCAUAUCCAUGAAAGAGGUCAGCAUGGAUUCCUGGUUCAUUCUUGUUUUGCUUGGUAGUGGUCUGAUACAUGUCAGUGCCAACAGUACUACCACAGUUUCACCCUCCUUAGGAUCAAUUAAAGCACCAACAACAGAAUCGGUUAGAGAAGAGAACAAAACUUCAAACCCAGCCUCUUCAGUAACUUCUCUUUCUGCGGCACCAACAUUCAGCCCAAAUUCAACUCUGGGACCCACCUAUGUAACCACUGUCAAUUAUUCAUACUCGGACAAUGGGACCAUCAGAACAAUAAGCACUAAUUCUGUAAGCACUGCCAUCUUUCCAAACGGGACAUGGCUUCCAGACAACCAGUCCACAGUCACCAGAACACAGCCCUGGCAGGGGAUUUCCAGCACUGCAGCAACCACUCCAAAAAACUUUACUUCCUCAGGUAAUUCUGACUCGAAGGACAGAAGAGAUGAGACUUCAAUUAUUGCAGUGAUAGUAGCCCUGUCCUCUCUGCUCGUGAUUGUGUGUAUCAUCAUACUUCUGUACAUGUUAAGGUUUAAGAAAUACAAGCAAGCUGGGAGCCAUUCCAAUUCUUUCCGCUUAUCGAACGGCCGCACUGAGGAUGUGGAGCCCCAGAGUGUGCCACUUCUGGCCAGGUCCCCAAGCACCAACAGAAAGUACCCACCACUGCCUGUGGACAAGCUGGAAGAGGAGAUUAACCGGAGAAUGGCUGAUGACAAUAAGCUCUUCAGAGAAGAAUUCAAUGCUCUCCCUGCUUGUCCUAUCCAGGCCACCUGUGAGGCUGCCUCUAAGGAGGAAAACAAGGAAAAAAAUCGAUACGUAAACAUCUUGCCUUAUGACCACUCUAGAGUACACCUGACACCUGUUGAAGGGGUUCCAGAUUCUGAUUACAUCAAUGCUUCAUUCAUUAAUGGCUACCAAGAAAAGAACAAAUUUAUUGCCGCACAAGGACCAAAAGAAGAAACAGUGAAUGAUUUCUGGAGGAUGAUCUGGGAACAAAACACAGCCACCAUCGUCAUGGUUACCAACCUGAAGGAGAGGAAGGAGUGUAAGUGCGCCCAGUACUGGCCAGACCAAGGCUGCUGGACCUAUGGGAAUAUCCGUGUGUCCGUAGAGGAUGUGACCGUCCUGGUGGACUACACAGUACGAAAGUUCUGUAUACAGCAGGUGGGUGAUGUGACCAACAGAAAACCACAGCGCCUCAUCACUCAGUUUCACUUUACCAGCUGGCCAGACUUUGGAGUCCCUUUCACCCCAAUUGGCAUGCUCAAGUUCCUCAAGAAGGUGAAGGCCUGUAACCCUCAAUAUGCAGGAGCCAUCGUGGUCCACUGCAGUGCAGGUGUCGGGCGCACAGGUACCUUUGUCGUCAUUGAUGCCAUGCUGGACAUGAUGCACACAGAACGGAAGGUGGAUGUGUAUGGCUUUGUGAGCCGCAUCCGAGCCCAGCGCUGCCAGAUGGUGCAAACAGACAUGCAGUAUGUCUUUAUAUACCAAGCCCUUCUGGAGCAUUAUCUCUAUGGGGAUACAGAACUGGAAGUGACCUCUCUAGAAACCCAUCUGCAAAAAAUUUACAACAAAAUCCCAGGGACCAGCAAUAAUGGAUUAGAGGAGGAAUUUAAGAAGUUAACGUCAAUCAAAAUCCAGAAUGACAAGAUGCGGACUGGAAACCUUCCAGCCAACAUGAAGAAGAACCGGGUAUUACAGAUCAUUCCAUAUGAAUUCAACAGAGUGAUCAUUCCAGUUAAACGAGGCGAGGAGAACACAGACUACGUGAAUGCAUCCUUCAUUGAUGGUUACCGGCAGAAGGACUCCUACAUCGCUAGCCAGGGCCCUCUUCUCCACACAAUUGAGGACUUCUGGCGAAUGAUCUGGGAGUGGAAAUCCUGUUCCAUUGUGAUGCUAACAGAACUGGAGGAGAGAGGGCAGGAGAAGUGCGCCCAGUACUGGCCGUCGGAUGGUGUGGUGUCCUAUGGAGACAUCACAGUAGAGCUGAAGAAAGAGGAGGAAUGUGAGAGCUACACCGUCCGAGACCUCCUGGUCACCAACACUAGAGAGAACAAGAGCCGGCAGAUCCGACAGUUCCACUUCCACGGCUGGCCUGAAGUGGGCAUCCCCAGUGAUGGGAAGGGCAUGAUCAGCAUCAUCGCAGCCGUGCAGAAGCAGCAGCAGCAGUCUGGGAACCACCCCAUCACUGUGCACUGCAGUGCUGGGGCAGGACGGACCGGGACCUUCUGUGCUCUGAGCACAGUCCUAGAGCGUGUGAAGGCAGAGGGGAUCUUGGAUGUCUUCCAGACUGUCAAGAGUCUGCGGCUACAGAGGCCACACAUGGUCCAGACACUGGAACAGUAUGAGUUCUGCUACAAAGUGGUGCAAGAGUACAUUGACGCCUUCUCAGACUAUGCCAACUUCAAGUGACAGGCGACAAGCCCCAUGGACAGGAGAAUUGCCUUUAAUAUUUUGUAAUAUUCUGUUUUGUUAAUAUACCCAAAAUUGUGUAUAUAUCUUAUAACUGUUUUAGAAAUUGGUACAUAGGCUUCUAUUACCUAUUAGGUGGAGAUUUUAUAUGUAAAUGUGUUAGCACUGAUAGUCCUUUUUCCAAUGUUUUAUUGGGGAAUUAAAUAGUGUGAUGUUUGGAUUGAUAUCGUGAAGUCCUCGGCCUAGGAAUUGGGCUGAAUUGUUCUUUGGUUUAAACAUCUUUUCCUAAAGAUAAACACAAAACCCAUUCCAGAUAGCUCGGUACCAACUAAGGAAAAAAGCACAAAAGUUCUCAGAGCUCCCGAGGAAAUGGCUGUCCCAGUAUCCCCAUGCAGGCCUCUGUUUCCUCCCUGCACUGUAAAUAUCCCUCCCCUUCGCUGGCCCAUCCACUUCUCCUACUGCCUGCAUCCCAGCAGCCCCCCGUGGGGAGUAAUGGGACCAGAGCGGUAUCUCUGGCACCACACUAGGGAUUAUCAGAUAAUAAAGUUUUGACUCCCUGAGGAAA
This is a messenger RNA of Chinchilla lanigera (long-tailed chinchilla), 3124 nucleotides long. It is a transcript of the gene Ptpra, whose product is annotated as protein tyrosine phosphatase, receptor type, A. Gene Ontology annotation, biological process: protein dephosphorylation. Bases 145 to 2559 code for a protein of 804 amino acids. NCBI's taxonomy places the organism in Eukaryota, Metazoa, Chordata, Mammalia, Rodentia, Chinchillidae. The transcript has 23 exons. Gene Ontology annotation, molecular function: protein tyrosine phosphatase activity. The record is from RefSeq and is a predicted model, not a curated record.